Molecule: messenger RNA, 4198 nt
Organism: Porites evermanni
Lineage: Eukaryota; Metazoa; Cnidaria; Anthozoa; Scleractinia; Poritidae
Source: the annotation of a GenBank genome assembly
AUGAAUCUCAUGUCCAUCUCGAACCAACUGACUAUCGACGACCUUGAAAAAAUGAAGUUUUGCGUCCAAGGCUACAUUCCUAAGGGGAAACUUCAAAAUAUAACGAAACCGUUUGAGCUUUUCUCUCUUAUGAUGGAGAAUGACUUGCUUUCCCCGACCAACGUUAAUCGUCUUGCUAAAUUGUUGGAAUCCGCGGGGCGAUUAGACUUGUUGCCUCUGGUUCAACAAACGGAAGCAGAAGGUAAGCUUAAAUAGCAUGUUCUGAGCCCAAUAUUAGCCUUCAACCUUCCUUCAAAAAGUAAUUAAAUCCACCUUCUACUUCUUGAUGCAUCUCACAGUAGUAUUGCGUGUUUCGAAAUGCAAAUUUUUGAGAACUCGAAGCAUGGUCGCUUGCCGCCUAGUCUUUAAUUAAAAGUUAUUCUGAUAGUAUUUUGAUUUUUAAUAAUACUGAACUAAGUUUAAUUUAAAAAAGAACCAGGUGUAGAAGUCUUUCAUUAUUACUUCGGCACAGUUGUAUAACUGAAAGUGUGUAAGACUAAGCUAUUCUAUAUGUCUAUAACUAAAGCAGUUACUACAACCUUGAGAAUUUUCCCUCAGGCGGGCUAAUAAGCGGAAGUUCAUGUCAGUCGAGUCAGUCUUGCGUGAUAGAUUUGAUUGUUUGUUGCAAAUACAAACCUAUUGAAUCACAGACUUACUUUCAAACGUCCAAAUUUGUCAGCGUGAUUCCCUUAUUUCAGGCUUUCCCACUAGGUACUCCAAAAAUGACUUCGAGCCCCGCUAAACGUCUUCGCUCUUGUUCCAUCUCGUUCAAUAUUUGUUAUAAAAUGUUCUAGUAGGGGACUUUUUCACAUUUGUCUGGAGUUGCAUUCUAAACGACUUCAGAAAAAGAAAAACAAUAUCUUUUUCGUGCCGUAAACAUCCUCCAGAACACGUGAAAAUAGGAAGUUUCACGUCGUAGUCAGGCAACGACGGCAAAGAAAUGAACAAAAAAGCGUGAUGCACGUGCAAAGGUAUUAGGGAGCUUAAGCCACAACGACGGCGACGGCUACAAAAACGUCACUUAAAAAGUGAAUUCGCACCGCUUCAAACUUUAUCGCGCUUAUUCCAUCUCGUUUACUUCGUCAAAUGUUGGCAAAUGUUUUUGGAGUUGAACUUUAAAAGGAUUGUAUCAAAGUUCAGGAAAAGAAAAGAAAGUUGUUGUCUUGUGUUCCCGUCCUCGACGAAACGUGAAUUCAGGCACUUUCACGUUGUAGUCGGGCAAUGACGGCAAAGAAAUGUACAAAAAAAGCGUGAUGCACGUGCAAAGUUGUUGUUUUGCUAAUCAAACCUAUUGCUUUUUUGCCGUUUUUGUUGCCGUCCGCGUCGUCGUUGCUUAAGCUCCCUAUUAUUUCCUUUCUCGCCAACUCGUACCCAGAGAGGAUCAGAGAGGACUCUGGAUGCGAGAUUGCCGUUCUCGUCGCUGUCAUGUCGCCAACGUAUGAAGUGAGUCAUGCUUGGUGCUGACCAAUAGGAUCGCAGCGUCUGAGAACGAGAUGAUGGACCAUUACAAAAGCUACUGAAAUAUCCGUAAAAUCCAACUAGUGGACUAUUAUCAACGCUGCGUUCUGAUUGGCUGAGCCACUACUAGGCUAUAUGUUAUAGCCCACUAGUAGCGAAAAGCGCCAGCUUUGACAAGCAAAACAAUGGCUUAAGUCUAGCUUUAACUAGCUAAAGUUGUUUUGUCUCGAUAUUUUUUACCAACUAGUUGAAUUUUACUGAAACAAUUACUCCUCUCGCCCUCAUGGCCUCUAAGAUGAUAGCCCAUUCGGCUUUCGGCCUCAUGGGCUAUUGACUCAGAGCCCAUUCGGGCUCGAGGAAUAAUUGUUAAAUAGCGGAGCUUCGCUCACGCAGGGCAGCAACAUGAGUAGGAAAAUUUGGUUAUCUAUGCAUCCGAGAAAUUUUGGUUGUUUGGUUGAUGUCAAUUAUACCCUGCGAACAGAGUCUCCUUCGAUCUUUUCUAGGAAAGAUCGAAGCGACUUUGCUAGCAGGGUAUGUCAAUGAAUACACUCUUUUAUAUGUAUACCUUAUUCUGUAAGUGCUAUAAAUCAAACGGGAUAAGUCAUUGGUGAAUGCCAGUUUUGCAAACGUUCAAUUCAAGGAGAGUUUUGUGGACUUAAAUCAACAGCAUACAUGUAAAUGGGCGUAUAACAAGGUGGAGCCUCCACGUUUUAACAUCUCUCAAAAACGACCAUACCUAUCCAUGCAGACUUUACCAAAGUCAAUUUCCCCACUGAUGAAAGCACCAAUUUUCGAGUUUCCAUUUUAUUGUUUAUACAUCAGUGGUUAUAACUAAAGAUUUAUAGCGAGUGUGGGCGAGAUCGAUCGAAGGACACUAUUGCUCUAACACUGUGCUUUGCCCAAGCGCAUUUGUGAAACUCUAAACGCCAUCCUGGCUACAUACGUGCGCACCUGCAUGAGAGCAACCUGAAGAUUAAGACUUGUGCGAAGUCCUUUGGUCGCCCGCAAUAAUACAUUUACGGUUGUAUUGUCCCCUAGGUAGCUAAGCCUAAAUCAGGGCAGGUCACUCUCACAACUGUUACCGAAUGUUUCUAGAUUGGUAGCGGAAGCCUACUACGAUAGACUGAGAAUUGAAGAAUUCUGAAAUUAUUUGCUAUCGCUUAUCCGAAGGCGAAUGCAUGAUAUUUUUUCUUGUUGUAUUUCAGGAACACAGAUCUUUGGUGAGCGGCCAUGUUUUGCAGGAACUCUGCCAUGCAAACCAGUUCAUUUUUACGGAAGAGAUGAACACUUAAAUGAGAUUGUCGAUACUCUCAGUGAGAGCAACGGAAAACGUCUUGUUGUCAUAACUGGUUUACCAGGUUUUGGCAAAUCGUGUCUGGCCCAGAAAAUUGGUCACGCGAUGGCUGAAAAAAAAUUUCAAGUUAUUUUCCUUUGCUUGCGAGAAAUCAGAAGCGUCUGGAAAAUGUGUGAAAAUAUUUUGAUGUCCCUAAGAGUAAGCAUGUGUCCGAGUUUAACAAGCAAACAAUCCGAGCUUGCAUUGCGCCAUUUGAGGUCUCUAACCACAAGAACCAUCCUCAUACUUGAUAACGCUGAAGAUCUGCUUGCGAUCCGUGAAGAAAUGAACAAAUUCAAUAGAUUUGUGAAAGAGUUGACUUCAUACGCUGUACAAGUGAAAUGUGUCAUCACGUCACGUGAAAUUUGUUCAACCUCCUGUCAAGUCCCUGUCAAAUUGGUCAAACUCCUCUCCUUGGAAACCGUGGCUGCCGCUAAACUCCUUCAAGCAAAAGUUGAAGAUAACACUGGGUUGCAACUAGGAGACGAGGAAGCCAAAACAAUUGCAAAUCUUUGUUUGAACGUUCCCUUGAUACUACACGCAGCUGCAGCAUAUAUUGAAAAUGUUGGGGGCCCACAAGCUCUGAUAGAGGUUUUAAGAAGACACUUCGCCCCGUUGGAACUGGCUAAUAAAGAGGCGUUGUCUCCCGAUUUGCAAAUGAAGACGUUUCUCUAUGAUUGCCUGCAGCAGCUUGGCCCACAGCUGGAAAAGGCACUGAUCUCGUUAGCUGUGUUCCCAGCAGCUUUCCAUCGCGAGCAAGUCUCUAUCGUUUUUGACGGUCAACAAGCUGAUCUCUUGAUUCAAGACGAUAUUUUACUUAAGCUGGUUAAAAAGUCACUUGUUCAUAGAGACGUGAAGACAAACGAGUAUUUUGUGCACCGAGUAAUUCAACUCUGCUGUGAGGAAAAAGCAAAGGAUGACGAAACUUUGAGCGUUUUUUACAAUGAAGCGCGCGAGAGAUUUGUUCAGCACUACUUGGGACUUGUCUCGGAGCUUCAUCGGAAUUUCUUGUGUAAAGAUGUCUUAAAAGAAACAAUAUGUCGUUACUGGAGAGAGGAGCAGCACAUUAUUCAAGCAAUCGUUUGGGCGCUGCAAAGUGGAUCAUCCCUUUCGACAAGCUGCGUGCAAGUUCUUAACAACGCGGUGGUUUUCCUGGCCAAAGUCAUGAAGAGGCAGGACUUCGAGUACAUCUACCAUGCCGUAAUUGCAGCCUUCAAGGGUGAUGCCCAGGUGAUGGCAGAUUGCCUUACGUGCGUUGGUAUAAAGCUCAUUUACUGCUGCGAGUGUCACCGAACAUGCAGCGUCGUCUCUGAAACGAGCUACAAUGUGCUUCAGAAAGCUCUAGAGCUUUACAGACAGAUGAAUGUC